Molecule: messenger RNA, 2310 nt
Organism: Leucoraja erinaceus (little skate)
Lineage: Eukaryota; Metazoa; Chordata; Chondrichthyes; Rajiformes; Rajidae
Gene: dbt
Product: dihydrolipoamide branched chain transacylase E2
Exons: 11
Coding region: 49-1542 (497 amino acids)
Cellular component (GO): mitochondrion; cytoplasm
Molecular function (GO): acetyltransferase activity; lipoic acid binding
Source: RefSeq, a predicted model, not a curated record
UCUCUGACGCGUGCGCCGUUUUGCGCGUUGAGGUCAGUUCCGAGUAAAAUGGCGACGGUGCGGGCUGUCAUGGCCGCGCUGCGGGGCGAGGGGUUGAGAAUUCCCAGCAGGAGGACCUUGCUCCGACAGGUAUGUGUGCACCAUUAUAGGUGUUGUAGUAAUGGCCAUUUUAUGAAGCCAGAAUACCUUGUAUUUAACAAGUCAUCUAUUCGACUCAGCAUACCGUUGAGAACUUUAAGAACCUCUGCUGCUGUUAAUGGCCAGGUUGUCCAGUUUAAACUUUCUGAUAUUGGAGAAGGAAUCACAGAAGUUAAUGUGAAAGAAUGGUACGUAAAGGUAGGAGACGUAGUAUCACAGUUUGACAGCAUCUGUGAAGUUCAGAGUGAUAAAGCAUCAGUUACAAUAACCAGCCGCUACGAUGGUGUCAUUCGAAAAAUUUAUUAUAACGUGGAUGAGACUGCUUUUGUGGGCACAGCACUCGUUGAUAUAGAAACCGAAGCUGUAAAAGCUGUUGUUCCAGAGCAAGAUGUUGUGGAAGCACCUGCAGUGUUGAAUGAGGAACAUACUCACCAAGAGAUAAAAGGGCAGAAAAUACUAGCAACGCCUGCUGUGCGCCGGCUCGCUAUGGAGAACAAUAUUAAACUUAGUGAAGUAGUGGGAACUGGAAAAGAUGGAAGAAUUCUGAAGGAAGAUAUAUUGAACUACUUGGCGAAGCAAACUGGUGCCAUUUUACCACCUUCACCUGAGAUUGUUCCACCUCCUCCAGAACUAGUUUCAACUAAACCUAAAGGGGCACCGUUUCUACCUAAGCCAAUAACUCCAAUAAUACAAUAUACGGGAAAAGAUAGAACCGAGGCCGUUAAAGGGAUACAGAAGGCUAUGGUAAAGACCAUGUCUGUCGCACUUAAAAUUCCUCAUUUUGGUUACUGCGAUGAAGUAGAUUUAACUUGCCUUGUAAAAUUACGAAACGACUUGAAGGUUGUGACAGCUGAUAGAGGGAUCAAACUAUCUUUCAUGCCAUUCUUUUUGAAGGCAGCAUCUUUGGGAUUGCUACAAUAUCCUAUCCUAAACGCUUCAUUGGAUGAGGACUGCCAGUUUAUAACAUAUAAGUCUUCCCAUAACAUUGGCAUCGCUAUGGAUACACAACAAGGUCUGAUUGUUCCAGUAGUUAAGAAUGUACAGAUACUUAGUGUCUUUGAGAUUGCAGCAGAAAUAAACCGGCUGCUUACUCUGGGCUUGGCGAAUCAACUGGGGACGAACGAUCUAAGUGGAGGGACGUUCACUCUUUCCAACAUUGGCACGAUUGGUGGCACCUAUGCUAAACCUGUUAUAUUACCUCCAGAAGCUGCUAUUGGAGCUAUUGGAAAGAUACAGGUUCUCCCCCGAUUUAAUGACAAUGGUGAAAUAAUCAAGGCUCAAAUCAUGAAUAUUAGCUGGUCAGCUGAUCACCGGAUUAUUGAUGGUGCAACUAUGGCCCGUUUUUCAAAUCUUUGGAAAUUUUACUUGGAGAAUCCCGCAACCAUGCUGCUCGACUUAAAGUAAAUGGAGGUGAUUGAUGCACGGCACUUAAGACAGACAGACAGCUUCGAGCAAAGGGCAUUUGCUGUUGUUUACAUGUAAUUAAGUGCACUUGUAAUCUUCCCUGUAAUGUUUUGUAUUCUGAACAGUAAUGUGCUUAAGCCACAUUGUAUUCUGUAGAGGUUACAGUAGGUUAGAGCUCUUUCAAUAAUAAUAAAUGGUGGAAGGGAUACAGUUGGUGAAAGGUGAGGUUUAUCGUGAAUACUGGUUAAAGUAGUAACCUGUUAGGUCAUCUCCAUACCACCCCAAAUCCCUCUAACAAUAAUAGGUCAUUGUGGAACUUUGACAAUUGCAGCAUCUGUUUUAAAUGCAUAAGCAAAGGCCAUGACCCAUAUAAACACGAUUGUUGUCUAAUGUGGCUUCUAUAAUUGAUCCUUGAGCACUGGAAACUAUUGUAAGCUAUCAAAAUAUGCUCAUCCCUGUUACAUAAUGGAUGCAUAAAUUGUCCCUUGUACAGUUUUACAAAUUAUGAAAUGUUAGAGAUAUACAGAACCAUAGGAUACUUAUUCAACUGCACCGUUGCAAACACUAAUAAUUCUGCAGUAUUAAAGUUUAGGAGGAAGGAAGUAUAUGGUAAUCAGGGGGUUAAUAUAGUUUUAUUAAUGACUGUUUCCUGGUUCUGAUGACAUGAAAAACACUGUAUUCCAACUUUAAUUUUAAAAAGGUACAAACAUCAUGUGCAUAAUAUUCUGAUCUCCAAAAGGUUAGUUACAAUAAACAUUUACUGUGAUA